Aspergillus campestris IBT 28561 is the source of this 628-nucleotide messenger RNA. RefSeq lists its product as uncharacterized. The transcript has a single exon. NCBI's taxonomy places the organism in Eukaryota, Fungi, Ascomycota, Eurotiomycetes, Eurotiales, Aspergillaceae. The record is from RefSeq and is a predicted model, not a curated record. The coding region runs from base 155 to 469 and encodes 104 amino acids.
CAUAAACCUAUAUGAUAGCGCUACCAUUCUAUCCGGCGUUUCAUACACAUACAUAUUGGUUAGGUGCAACAUGGGGAAAAGGACAACUGGCGACAGGCGGAGGAGCAUCCGCUUUUAGCAGAGAAGGGAAAGGGUUGCGUUGCGUUGCCCUGAAAUGGAACCUCCGCCUUGGACUCCACCGCCGCCCAGUCCUCUUCCCGAUCAUCAUUCACCCCGACCAUCAAUUAAUCAUGUCCGUCCGAUCUCGAUCUCCUUCUUGAACCUCCUUUUGUCUUUCACCUUGCUGUGUAAUUGUUCCUCCUCUUCCCUCACUGCUUGUAGAAGCAAGACGUUCCGUAUCGCAUGGCUGGCCAAGUACGGAUCGUCGGUUCCACUUAUCGAGCUUCCUGGCUCUCAACCCCCCUCAGCGAUAGACAGUCAUCGCCUUCACGACCACCACUUUCUACUCGAUUACCUACCUCUUUCGUGACCCACGCAAUUACGGGCUUGUCCCAAUGAUGGCUGGGGAAUCAUGGACGGGGGUCUGCGUGCACUGCGCUGAGAUCCUGGCGAAUGUCCCCCCACAGAUUCUCCUCGCGACGAUCGCUGCAACGCUGCUGGGGUUCCUCGUUUUGGUACCAAUUGCCAU